Messenger RNA from Cladophialophora psammophila CBS 110553, 1140 nucleotides. RefSeq lists its product as uncharacterized. The record is from RefSeq and is a predicted model, not a curated record. Gene Ontology annotation, biological process: base-excision repair. The transcript has a single exon. Gene Ontology annotation, molecular function: phosphoric diester hydrolase activity; DNA-(apurinic or apyrimidinic site) endonuclease activity; double-stranded DNA 3'-5' DNA exonuclease activity. The coding region runs from base 1 to 1140 and encodes 379 amino acids. Lineage: Eukaryota; Fungi; Ascomycota; Eurotiomycetes; Chaetothyriales; Herpotrichiellaceae. Gene Ontology annotation, cellular component: nucleus.
AUGUCCUCCACAGCGAAGAGAUCCCUCAGUGGCACGCGCAGAUCCAUUAGUCCGCCUGCGCUGAGGAGGAAAGUUUCUCACACGGACGAGGACAAUGCACACGUGGCCAACACAUGGUCUGCAAACCCAAAUCGUGUCCGCCUUUUCAGUUGGAAUGUCAAUGGCAUCGGCCCACUGCUCCAAAAGCACCUGUCUUUCGACCCUGGUUCCCUGUCGCCGCUGAGAUCAUUUUUGAAGCGCCACCAAUGGCCUCAGCUACUGUGUUUGCAGGAAGUCAAAAUCAGCCCCAAAGACGUCGCAACUCAAAGACAGCUGCAUCAAGCUGCCAAUCACGGUCACGCCGCUGGCGAACCUACCUACACGGUUCAUUUUUCUCUACCCAGAGACAAGUACAAUGCUUCUGGAUUCGGCGGCAAAGUCCACGGCGUUGCCUCCGUGAUUAGAGACGACUUCGCCUCGGGAGUACGGGCCACCCGGCGACCAGAAUGGGACCUCGAAGGUCGAGUUUUGAUACAUGAACAGGAGCUUGGUCUAGUCGUGAUCAACGGCUACUGGGUCAACGGGACGUCCAAUCCAUAUCGACAUCCUGUAACGGGCCAGAUCUCCGGUACCCGACACGAUCACAAGCUGCAUUUUCAUCAGCACAUGCUGAAACAUGUCCUCCAGUACCAGACAGAGGGCCGCCAUGUCAUUUUGAUCGGGGACAUGAACAUCGCUAGGUCCCGGAUCGACGGCCAUCCAACCCUACGGACGUCUCCUCUACAACAUGUACAGAACCGUGCAGACUUCAAUGCUAAGUUUUUCACCGACCUAAACGGCAUGCGCGGGAUCGAUGUCUUCAGACACUUCCAUGGGAACACCAAGAAAUUCACGUAUUACCCGCGUGGAAGUACCUGGGGUGCGAGCUGUGACAGAGUGGACCUAAUCAUCGUCAGCCACGCCCUGGUGGACGAUCUAGAUGUUGUCACCGGCACUGACAUUUGCGAUUCUGCACCAGAACGUGGGCACAGCGACCACGUCCCACUCUGGAUCUCUCUUGACUUGGCCAAAUUGACCGAGAAGAAGCACACCACGCUUUGCACUCUCGAUGAAUCGCAGGCCAACGCUGGUUCCAGCCGACCCCGCGUCUCGGCGAAAUGA